AUGAGGAUGAGGAUGAGGAUGAGGAUUGAGGAUGAGGAUGAGGAUGAGGACGAGGACGAGGAUGAGGAUGAGGAUGAGGAUGAGGAUGAGGAUGAGGAUGAGGAUGAGGACGAGGACGAGGACGACGACGGAGAACGAGGACGACGACGGACGAGAACAGGGACAAGGAUGACGAUAAUGACGGAGAUCAUGGCAAUGGCAGCCAAAAUGUAG
Messenger RNA from Colletotrichum chrysophilum, 213 nucleotides. RefSeq lists its product as uncharacterized. The transcript is spliced from 2 exons. The record is from RefSeq and is a predicted model, not a curated record. Lineage: Eukaryota; Fungi; Ascomycota; Sordariomycetes; Glomerellales; Glomerellaceae. The coding region runs from base 1 to 213 and encodes 70 amino acids.